Molecule: messenger RNA, 1216 nt
Organism: Drosophila virilis
Lineage: Eukaryota; Metazoa; Arthropoda; Insecta; Diptera; Drosophilidae
Product: zinc finger protein-like 1 homolog
Cellular component (GO): Golgi apparatus
Source: RefSeq, a predicted model, not a curated record
GUCUGGAAACAGUAUAAAUACGUGGCUGUCGAUUCUGUUAUUAAAUUCCAACAAAAGCUAAGCACAAAAAAAAAAUAAUAAUUUAGAAUUAUUCACAGUAAAUAUGCGAUUAUAAAAAUUUGUGCGUCCAAGGUAAAUUACGACUGUUAGCUGAAGUGCGAUACGAAGCUUAUUAAAGGGAAAGACAGUAACUCCUCAGUAUCCACAAUGGGACUUUGCAAAUGUCCAAAACGAUUGGUGACAAACCAAUUCUGCUUCGAGCAUAGAGUAAAUGUUUGUGAGCACUGCAUGGUCCAGAGCCAUCCCAAGUGCAUAGUGCAAUCGUAUCUGCAAUGGCUACGUGAUAGCGACUAUAUAUCCAAUUGUACGCUGUGCGGCACCGGCCUGGAGCAGGGCGAAUGUGUACGUCUGGUGUGUUACCAUGUGUAUCACUGGGAUUGCUUGAAUGCACGUCAAGCCGGUUUGCCUGCUAAUACAGCGCCUAGUGGCCAUCAGUGCCCAAGUUGUAGCGUCGAAAUAUUUCCAACAUCUAAUCUGGUCUCACCCGUGGCAGAUGCACUCAAACACUAUCUGGCAAAAGUGAACUGGGGACGAAAUGGACUUGGUCUUGCCUUGCUUUCAGAUGAUCAAAACAAUAGUUUCAAGUCAAAAGCUAUUGCUAGCCAGUCGGCCGUUACGAACAUAACCAAAGUGCAUCAUCAUUCCGCUGGCGAGCGUGAGCGUAUGAAACCGAAUGGAGGCGUUGAUAGCUCCAGUCCACAUUCCGUGCUGUUAAUGGAUGCAUUUAAUCCGCCUAGCUCAGGCGAUUUACAUGGAACCAGCAGCCGGCGUCCUUUAAUGCCGCGCCAGCCGCCCAUAGGUGGCACGGAUCGUGAUGAUAAUAAAUACCAGCGCCGCACACCGGCUGAGCUAUUCUCGCGAUGGACGCGUCGCUUUUAUGCACCGUCAUCACGUCCGCCUUGGCGUCGCACCUGGUUCUUGGCACUCAGUGGCAUUUUGGCCUUCAUUGUGUUCAUCUAUUUAAUGGCACUGCUAGGUCGAGGCGGUGGCAACGAAAGUUUGGACGACAGCUGGAAUAAUCCAAACCCCAACCAGAACCACUACGAAUAAAUGUAUGUGUAUUGUCAACAUAUAUCGAAAAGCCCUUCCCUUCCUCUGUUAAAAUCAAAACUUAUUUAUCUAACCCAAAUAUUGCAAAAAAAAAACUUAACGCUAA